Molecule: messenger RNA, 410 nt
Organism: Habropoda laboriosa
Lineage: Eukaryota; Metazoa; Arthropoda; Insecta; Hymenoptera; Apidae
Product: chymotrypsin inhibitor-like
Exons: 3
Coding region: 177-410 (77 amino acids)
Source: RefSeq, a predicted model, not a curated record
UAAAACGAGAUGUUUUUCCAUUUUUAUAUUCCGUCAUUUACGCGGUAUUGUUUACGCUCUCUUAAAUCAAUUGCAAACAAGGUGAAAACACAAACAAGCGAUUUCGGACUAUAUAAAGGCAGACUUCUUUGAAUCUCAUCAGAGUCAAAGGAUCCAACGACUAACAUACGAUCAUCAUGUCCCGUCUUCUUCUUACUUUGUUUGCCAUCUUAGCAAUCUUCUCUGCCACAACAAUGGCGAGUUGCGGAAAGAAUGAAGUUUGGACUGAGUGUGGCACUGCUUGCCCACCAACUUGUGAAGAUCCAAACCCAAAAGUUUGUUCUCUGCAUUGCGUGCAAGGCUGCCAGUGCAAACUUGGACUGCUCAGAAACAAGAAUUGGGAGUGUGUUAAGCCAAGUGAAUGUUGCUAG